ACUUGCAUUUAAAACUUGCACCCCCUUCAGCUUGCUUCAAACCCAUAAACAAAAAAAUAGGAAGAAAAAAUGAGAACAAAAAUCUGGGUUUUGGAGAUCCUCCUUCUACUCCAACAUUUCUUUCUGGGGGAGGUGACAGCGGCGGCGGCGGCGGCGGGUGUGCCAGUGACGAGGACGUGGACGCCGUCGGAAGGGAACGCGACGGGUGCAGAGGGGGGUUCGUGGUGCGUGGCGAAGCCUGGAGUUUCGCAGAUCGAUCUGCAGAAUGCGCUGGAUUGGGCGUGUGGAUUGGGGAAAGCGGAUUGCCGAGCCAUUCAAAAGGGGGGCCCUUGCUAUCAACCCGACACGCUCUUGUCUCAUGCUUCUUAUGCAUUCAAUCGCUUCUAUAAACAGAAUGCCAACUCCGAUAUGGCUUGCAAUUUCGGUGGCUCUGCCACUUUGACUAAUAAAGAUCCAAGUUAUGGAAAAUGUGACUAUUCAGCAUCGAGCAGGUCAGCAUCUGGAGAAGGGAAGAAGAAGAGUGGAAGGCGUCUAGACAAGAUUUGUGGGAUUUUGGUGGUUAUUCUUAAUUUGUAUUUAGGGAGCUAAUAAUAAAGGUACUUAGGGGUUAAGUAUGAUUAAUUAAGUUAAUUAAGGGAGGACAGGUGGUGAAAGCAGACAACAUUAGUUAAUUGUAAAUUUUCUUUUUAUUUUUA
Cucurbita pepo subsp. pepo (vegetable marrow) is the source of this 695-nucleotide messenger RNA. NCBI's taxonomy places the organism in Eukaryota, Viridiplantae, Streptophyta, Magnoliopsida, Cucurbitales, Cucurbitaceae. The record is from RefSeq and is a predicted model, not a curated record.